Messenger RNA from Aspergillus nidulans FGSC A4, 1005 nucleotides. RefSeq lists its product as uncharacterized. Lineage: Eukaryota; Fungi; Ascomycota; Eurotiomycetes; Eurotiales; Aspergillaceae. The coding region runs from base 1 to 1005 and encodes 334 amino acids. The record is from RefSeq and is a predicted model, not a curated record. The transcript is spliced from 2 exons.
AUGGCUGCACUCACUAUGUCUCCUGCCUCUGUACGACAACCUUUCGCUCCUCUGGAUGCCCCUCGAAUGCGGUCCAUCCUCCGCUCCAAAAUGAACGUCCUCAACAAGCAAAAUGGCAAUAUGUUCUUAGGCAAGAAGCAACCUCUCGCUGAAUUCGAUUCGGAAAAUAUCGACCCAACGGCACCGAAACCCACGCUGAAGUCUACGAAACGUAAGCGCGCGGCCGACGAUGAGGACGACCUUGCACCGACCAAGAGCCCAAUGAAGCCGACAAAGUCCUCUUCCCUGGGGUUCACAAUCUUCGAGGACUCGGUUGCACCAUCAACACCUAAAAAGACCACGCAGUUGACACCCAAAUCCGCACCCCUCAAACCAGCCGGCCGGUCGCCCCAAUUGAAAGCUACCAAGCCGUUUUCCCGCCGUGCAACGAUCUCCAAGAGCCGUCCAGAGUCUGCCCGCAAGGGCAUCGGCCGUCCCUUCUCACUUGCGGCUGUUUUGUCUACCGGCAAGCCCAAGCAAAAGAGCCAGCCAGCUCCUGCCCCGAAGAUGCCUGCAUCUUGGUCGUUCGAGAUCUACGUCGACUCUGAGCAGGAAGAAAUGACCAACCUCAUGCAGCAUUCGACCUGUGUUCUAGACAUUUCUGACGACGAGGGGAAGGACGAAAGUCAGUCAGAUCACCGCGGAAAGGAGAAUAUCCCGCCCGCUGACCUGGGAAUCUCUCUCCCUCGCUCCCAACAGGAGUCCCCUGCGGUAGCGGUGCCUAAAUCUGACACGGUGGAUGAGCCUCGCUCUCCAUUAGGCGAGCUCAAUGCCGCUGACUUUUAUGGUGAGGACUGCCAUGCCUUUUCGUACGCUGUUGUGUAUGACGAUGAUGAGGAUGAGGAGGCGCCUGUCGACAAAAAGAACGCUAGUCGGAGUAGGCUCUCGAGUAUGUCGUCGAUUGAGUCUGUGCUUGAGGCUAGUCCAGUGAAGGCGGUUGAGGAAACUAUCGGCGACUCAACCUAG